Molecule: messenger RNA, 990 nt
Organism: Ctenocephalides felis (cat flea)
Lineage: Eukaryota; Metazoa; Arthropoda; Insecta; Siphonaptera; Pulicidae
Exons: 9
Coding region: 1-990 (329 amino acids)
Source: RefSeq, a predicted model, not a curated record
AUGCAGAAAUCCGACACGAUUGAUUAUAAGGCGCGUGGAGCCGGAUUGGUACGGUACUCCACUUGUAUUAAAACACCCAUAACGUUUAUUGGGUUCUGCGACACCUAUGAGUCAGCUCGCAAACGUGCAGCUGACUCAGAAUACUCAUCUACAGAGGAGCAGCUUGGGAGGGGUCUCAGAAAGAAGACUAGUGACUCGGUGUUUGCCCUCGAAGCAAUAAUCGAGGCUUUGACAAAACCGAAGGAAAGAGCAGAAAAGAGACUGAGAGACGAAUCUGAAGAGAUAGAGCCAAUAACAAAAAGGUGCUCUGUUCCGGAAUUAUCUGUGAAAGGUGGAGUAGACACCAGAAUAACUGGAGAGACUGGGCCAAUCACAACUCCUCAAAGCAAUAGGGAGAAGAAAAUGUUUGUGGGAGCAGCACAAAUUCAGGAGCUUGUUGGUGCUCCCAAAGAAAUAAUCUCUUUUAUGAUAAAUGCCUUUUCCACUCUUCAAGCUUCUGUUGAUCAUAUCUUAAAAAGAGUGAUCAUGAUAGAGGAGAAAAUCAGCGACCUAGGCAAGGCUUCGACUCAGGCAUCUUCCCUCAAAAAGAAAACAAAUAUAUUUGAUAAAAUUUUUCUUUUGAGGACUGUGGAAGAAGUCAAAGCCUUGGAAGAAAACCUAGGUGGAGAAAAAUCAGAAGAGUUUGAAAUUGAUCUGACCGAGUUUGUUAUCAGGAUUGUUGGACUUCAUCCCAAAGCUCAUAUAGGGAACACAUUAAGCAGAAUGUUUGCGGAUAAUCUAGCCAUGAAAUAUUCAUGGCUAGGUCGCAAGCAAAACUUGCCUAUGUAUAACAUCAAAAUGAUCGACAUAAUCAAAGGUGUAUUUGUGGCAAAAUACAGCUUGCCAGAAAGUGAAUUUGACAAAAUAACCAGUGAGUGGCUGCGGUUCGCCAGGCAGAGGCACGAGAGAGCUGUGAAAAAACUAAACCCAAUGAAUUUAAAUCAAGAAUAA